This is a messenger RNA of Lathyrus oleraceus (garden pea), 408 nucleotides long. RefSeq lists its product as uncharacterized. The record is from RefSeq and is a predicted model, not a curated record. The coding region runs from base 1 to 408 and encodes 135 amino acids. The transcript is spliced from 2 exons. Lineage: Eukaryota; Viridiplantae; Streptophyta; Magnoliopsida; Fabales; Fabaceae.
AUGCCGCCCAAAUUGAAGGAUCCAUGGAGCUUCUCGAUUCCCUGUGUUAUCGGCAAGUACAUCAUCGACAAAGAUUUAUAUGACUUAGGAUAUAGUGUUAGUUUGAUGCCUCUUUCCAUCUGUGAGAGGCUCAAUUUAGGUAGACAUUUCUUAGCUAUUGUCGGCACUAUAAUAGAUGUAAAGAAAGGAAAGCUUACCUUAGAGGUUGGUGAGGAAAAUAUUGAGUUCAUAUUAUCCCAAUUCAUGAAAGCCCCUGCUAUAGAUGACACUUGUUGCUUUGUAGACAUAAUAUAUGAGUUCUUAAAGGAGUUGUCGUUAGAGGCACCACAUACUGUAGAGUUGGUUGCGCCUCCGACGCUGGAAGUAAAGGAAGAUGAGGUUGAGGUUUAUUUAGAUGAAGGUUUAUAA